Castor canadensis (American beaver) is the source of this 1895-nucleotide messenger RNA. It is a transcript of the gene S100a16, whose product is annotated as S100 calcium binding protein A16. Gene Ontology annotation, molecular function: calcium ion binding; calcium-dependent protein binding. The record is from RefSeq and is a predicted model, not a curated record. Gene Ontology annotation, cellular component: perinuclear region of cytoplasm. NCBI's taxonomy places the organism in Eukaryota, Metazoa, Chordata, Mammalia, Rodentia, Castoridae.
GCAGCAGGGAGGAGUCCUGGCUGAGCUGAGCUGGGGAGCUGCUUGGCAGUGCCAGAGCCCAGGCCCCAGAGCCCUGCUGGAGAGAAGGUGGACGGAGAAGGCAGGCCCUGUGAGGUGCUGAGCCAGUGAGAUGGCUGACAGCUACACGGAGCUGGAGAAGGCAGUCGUCGUCCUGGUGGAAAACUUCUACAAAUAUGUGUCUAAGCACAGCUUGGUGAAGAACAAAAUCAGCAAGAGCAGCUUCCGCAAGAUGCUCCAGAAGGAGCUGAACCACAUGCUGACGGACACGGGCAAUCGGAAGGCUGCCGACAAGCUCAUUCAGAACCUGGAUGCCAACCAUGAUGGGCGCAUCAGCUUUGAUGAGUACUGGACCAUGAUAGGCGGCAUCACCAGCCCUAUCGCCAACCUUGUCCGCCAGCAGGAACAGCAAGGCAGCUGCUAGAGGUCCCCCUCUCAUUACCACUUCCAGGCCCUGACCCAGACCCUGGCCUGGGUGCCUUUCCCAGGCUCUCUCCUCAGCCUCUUGUGCCCUCCCAGCCCCUUUCUUCCCUUGUCCUGCCACACCUGCUCCUGACCCUUGCUGAACAGCAGAGAGGAGAUGUCAGGGUCCUUUUGUGAGUGUCUCAGUUUAGGGGUGCUUCCCUGAGGGUCUCAGUCCUUGGAGCAGGCAGGCCUUAGGGCCCCUCUGUGAGCUCUCAGUGCUGUUUGGGAACCCUAAGAGUUUUCUCGCCUGUUCAGUCCAUUUCCUUCCAAAGUUGUAUGCUCCCGUCUGAUUCUGGGUCUGUCCUGGUCUCCAGAGGUCAGCUUGUUGCUUGAAGUCUCCCUGUUUUUUAGUAGCAGCAGCAACAGCAGCAGCAGCAGUUGCCCCAUCCUCACCCCUGCUCCGCAGCCCCUCAGCUGGGUGGGAAAGCACUUCCAGGGCCUCCCUUCCAGCUGCCUCUGUCUGGGAAUGAGCUAAGCUGGGUUGAACCCCCUCCCUCAGCUCAGCCACUGAAAUAAUGACAAUAAAAGCUGGAUUCAGAGUUUGUACCCCCUAACCCAGUCCCUUUGUGAUGGUCAUUAAACCCUUCACACCCUGGGAAACUUCUCCUGCCUUGGCAAUCUUUGAACUGGACUCUGAGGCCUGGAGGAAUCUCACAGGAAAACAACUCCAGAGGCAGAGCAAGAACUCUUAGAUCCCAGAAGGUGCUGUCAGUCCUGGGUCAGAAGCUCCCCCUCCCCACCCCCUCUUGUUCUAUGAAGGACCAGAGGCCACAUGGCACUGUCAUAACCCAGACUCCAACUCAAAUUCAACUUCCAAACACGUGAUCGGUCUCAUUCAGUUCUCAUUGCAAUUCUACGAGAUGGGCUAUGACUCUCAAUCUCAAGCCAUAAAUAGCACUAAGGUCCUGAUUCCUCGUCAAUAGAUGAGUUCAAUAUACAGAGAAGAGUGUGAGGAAAGAGAGAUAUGGGGGCCAGAGAGGGAAAAGGAACCAUGGCUUAGCUGCUGAAGAGGACAGUGACAGCUUCUCCAAUCUCCCUGCUCUUGCACUGAGUGAGCCCCCAGUGGGAACAUGGCAAGAAACCCAGCCUGCAGAGCUUGGGGUCAAAGGUUUUCAAAUGAUAGCAGUAUACUCAAGAUUUAAGAUUUAAGAAACAAAAGAAACAGGUGCAGAGUUUAACUGGAAUCUACUUAACACUGGCUUUCCUUUCUCCACAUCACAAUAACACUAUCCCAGUUAAAAUGAAAGGCAUGUCCUUAGUACUACUAUUCUGCCCUGACUGAGUGUUAAAGAAUCUGAUCACAUUUUUUUUGUGGGGGUCUUCUAUCUAUCUAUCUAUCUGUCUAUCUAUCUAUUUAUCUAUCUAUCAUGAUUUUUAAAAUCCUUAAGUUUACCUUAUUUUUGAGUGUACAU